GCGGCGACUCCCCUCCCACCCGCCACAAAGUUUAGCAGCGGGAACUCGCGCGGCGGCGGCGGCGGCGGCGGCAGUGCGCGGCGGCGGCGGAGCGGAGCGGAGCGGAGCGGGGCCGCGCCGGGCCGGGCCAUGCGGGGCUGCCCCGCGGCGGGCAGCGGCGCCCCAUGCAGCGGGGCCGGCCGGGCGGCGGCUGACACCAUGUGCGCCCGGCGCGCGCGGCCAGGGGCGGGCAGGGGCAGCCAUGGGGCCGGGGCCGGGGCCGGGGCCGGGGGGCGCUAGGGGCCCCCCCGCCCGCCGCCUGCUCUGCAUGUGCAGCCUCUCGCUCUGCCUCACCUACGCCUGCUACAGCCUGAUGGGGGGCGGCCCGGCCGCGCUGCGCGCCCCGCUCCGCCUGCGCGGCUCCCCGCCGCCCCGCGCCCCGCGCCCCGCGCCCCACAACGCCUCGGCGCCCGCCGCACCCCGCAGCGCGCCCGCGGCACCCUCCGCCCCUGCCGCCGCCGCCUGGCUGCGCGCCCCGCUCGCCCCGGGCGAGGCCAUCGCGGCGCAGGGCGGCGCGGCCGAGCGCGACGCGCAGGAGUCCAGCACCACGGACGAGGAGCUGAGCCGCCCCGGCCCCGGCCCCGGCCCCGGCCCCAGCGCCACGCCGGACUACGGGGAGCGGCGCCUGCCGCAGGCGCUCAUCGUGGGCGUGAAGAAGGGCGGCACGCGGGCGCUGCUGGAGGCCGUGCGGGCGCACCCGCAGGUCCGCGCCGUGGGCACCGAGCCGCACUUCUUCGACCGCCACUACGACAAGGGGCUGCACUGGUACCGCAGCGUGAUGCCCAAGACGCUGGAGGGGCAGAUAACGAUGGAGAAAACCCCCAGCUACUUUGUGACCAACGAGGCCCCGAAACGCAUCCACUCCAUGGCCAAGGACACCAAGCUGAUCGUGGUGGUGCGCAACCCGGUGACCAGGGCCAUCUCGGACUACACGCAGACCCUCUCCAAGAAGCCCGACAUCCCCACCUUCGAGGUGCUGGCCUUCAAGAACCGGACCCUGGGGCUGAUCGACGCCUCCUGGAGCGCCAUCCGCAUCGGGAUCUACGCGCUGCACCUAGAGAACUGGCUCCAGUACUUCCCCCUGUCCCAGAUCCUCUUCGUGAGCGGCGAGCGGCUCAUCAUCGACCCCGCCGGCGAGAUGGCCAAGGUCCAGGACUUCCUGGGCCUCAAAAGGCUGGUGACGGAGAAACACUUUUAUUUCAAUAAAACCAAGGGGUUCCCUUGCUUGAAGAAGCCGGAGGACGGCAGUCCGCCCCGGUGCCUGGGCAAGUCCAAGGGUCGAACUCACCCCAAAAUAGACCCCGACGUCAUCCACAGACUGCGGAAGUUUUACAAACCGUUCAACGUCAUGUUCUACCAAAUGACGGGGCAGGAUUUCCAGUGGGAGCAGGAAGGAAGUGACAAGUGAAGGCGGGAGGGCGGGCGGGAGAGCCCCUCUGCUCUCGAGGGGACCGCCGUCAGCGGCUCAGACUCGCGCGUGGCAGGGCCGGGCCCCACCUUUCCGUCCGGGCUCUCCCUUCCCCUCGUGCUGCCGUUUGCGGGGGGCCAGGCGGCACAGCUGGAGGGGGGGUCCUGAGCCCUGCCCGCGCCAGCAGAGCCCGACAGGGACCAGGCAAGGCAGUAGGUCUCGUCCUCUCCGCACUGCUCCGGUUUUCCCUCGCUAGCUGCUAGAGACCUGGUAUUUCGUGGCACGCACCCGGUCACACGCGCACACUUGGGCGGGGGGCAAGCCAAGGGAUGGCAAGAAGAAGCUUCACCUCCAUUGCACAUUGCACUAAUUAGCACACUAUUUACCAAGUGCCACGACACCCUGGGCCCGAUCCUGCGCUUGCUGCUGGCGGUAACACCGGUGGUGCCGUGGCUUCGCGUCACUCCGGUGUGCAGGGAGCUCAGACUCGGGGCCUCCCCGGGCGCCUGGCAAUGGCCCUUAGACAAGCUGGCCCUGGCACUUAUGGGGCCUGAGACUGGGGUGGUUUCCUGGGGUCCCAUCCCGGGAGAGGCUGUCCGUGCCGCGGGCGGGGAGGGCGCUAGCACCGUGCUGCGGAGCCCGCGGCCCCUGCGGCCCCCCUGGCAGCCAGGCCAGCGGCCUGACUCCGAAGCAGGAUUUCCAGGUGGCAGCCGAGGCUGCUGUUGCUGGUGCAGCCGUGGAAAUGAGCUCUCGGUCCAGAAGGACCCCCUGCCAGAUAAGACCUUGUCACAGCAGCUGGCGAGCUGUGCAAAGCCCCCGUGCCGCUCCAGCUUUCAAAGAUGCCGAGCAGCUGCGAAUGCUGCGGGAGUCUCUGUGGCCUGCCCGUGCCUGGCACCUUUGAAAAGCGGGACCCUGCGGCACGGUGAAACGCUCUUCAUCUCGGCUUCAAAACCUGCAGCAGAAAGGGAAUUCGUUUCCAGCGGGAGCGCAGCGAGCUCGCGGCCCUGCACAGAUCUGCGCGUGCAGGGGGCAGCGAUCAAGCGGCACGCUCAGGCAGAGGCGCAAACCCAGGCGGAGGAUGUCAAACAAGCCCCGAGCACAGCUGGAACCGCGGCCGUGCCCGCGUGAGCCGCGCGCCCCUCUCCGCGCAGAGCAACACAGGCGUGCAACACAGCUGCCCGUUUUCCACGCCGGCUGCCGAGCCAGAGCCCGUGGCGGCAGGAACAAAAGGCAAACACGGUGUUAGCUUGAGGGAGCCCUCCCCUCCUCCGGGUGAUUUCAACAGCAAACAACCUCGAUGUCUAGGGGUCCUUUUUAUUUCCCUUUUAUUUCAUUUCCCACGGAGCGGCAGCAGGGCAUCCCGGGGGGGCCGUGCACGCUAUUUGUUUAAGCCGCAGCGCUCCUUGGAGAGUCUGCCUUCGCCGCUGUUUGAGAGCAGCACGCGCAGCAGGAGACAGCGCGCGCAUCCGUGGCCAGGCCAGCCCCGCGCUGCGCCGGGCAGCACGAAGCCCGUGUGGGUCCAAGUACCCGGGAAAGCGCUGUCAAGCCAGGCAACGAGCUGAACCUGCUCUGGGUUUCACGGCCUGUCGUGUGGUUCGUUACACCAGAAGGCGCCGCUCGUGCUCGGGGUUGUAUAAGGAACGAGCUAAACUCAUUUGUCAAAUGGAGACCGCGGGCCGGGUUCGAGGAGUGUCACAUUAGUUCGCACGGCAGCGAGUGCCAGGUUGCAUUAGCCUGAUUAGCUUUAAAAGCAGCUUCUGACAUUAGACGCGUCUUCACAGACCUGCGGAUCCAGAACGGACUCCGUGAAGAUUGGAAAUACGUCGCAGGGGCAGGCAACUUGAAAUGGCUUCGUGCGAUAUUAAAGUGUCAUUGCUGCUGCUAAGCAGAAGCCGUGUUGUUCUGCAGGGCAACGCAGGGCGAUUCAUGGGCUCGGAGGGGAGGUCGGGGCUUCUCCCGCGGCCCCCAAGGGACGCCCAGGACUUCGUUUCGUUUGCCUGUGAAGCCUCUUUCUCCUUCUUGGUUCAGUCCUGCCAAGGGCUGAGUCCCUCCCUGGGAUCUGCGUUAUCCUCCAGCCCCAGGGAAGACUUGGGGCCGGCGACACCGGGUCUGUCUGCACCUCCCCGGGUCGAGGCCUCCCAACCAGGGGCCAUGACCGGGCUUGGAGAAGGCUGGCGGCAGCUGCCACGAGGCCACAUGGCGAGGCCUGAGCUCGGGCAGCAGAGAUGCCCCCGGUCCUGGCCGGCCGCCUCGCAGGAGGAGCCGUCUGUUGAUGUCGAAGCCCCGGCAAGGGCGCCCAUCUCACCCCAGCCAUGUUCGUGGCCCCUCCUGGCACCCCGACCGCACCCGGGGUGGCGCAGCUAGUGGCAUUGAAUUACCCGCCGCCAACUCGCCCGUGCUCUUUCCACGGGGCCUUUUCCCAGAGAGCAAAGAGCUUUGAGAGAUCCCCGCCGGCAUGUCGUGACCCACCUGCCGCGGGCCUGGGGCUGGGCAGGGGAAGCAGCUCCCGCUCGCCCCCAGACGAAGCACCGUGGCCCGGCCGAGCGGUGCCGCUGGAUUCAGGUGCUGAGCCAGGUCCCUUCCCCGCGAUCCGGGGGCAGCUCGCAGCGCUGCCAGGCUGAGCGCCCCGAGCCAGGCUCCCACGUGUGACUGUGGGCCCCCACCAGGCCACGCUGCCCUGCUCGCCCCGUCCCUACAGGUUUCUUUUCGAUGCGGGCACCGUCCCGGACCCCGGGAGGAGACGCCGAGCACCGGGUGGAGAAGAGACUGCUGGCCCCUCCGCAGCCCCCGGGCCCGCGGCUGCCCCCCGCCUCAGCCUGGCUUGCGAGCGGUCCCUUUGCUGCGUGCCCCACCGCGCCCGCGCACCCAGCUACAUGUGUCUGCAUUUGUAAUGUGCUAAUUUGACAGAGGAAUUAUUUUCUAUCUGGUGAGAGCGCGAGCAACCUGCUGCGAGAGAGUUGGGUUAAUAACUUUCCUUUUCUUUUUUUUUUUACUAUUUAAAUGUCAGCGUUACAACACACAGGAAAUUGAAUUUUUGUAUUUGAUUUCAAUUAGCAAAGCAUAAAUUAUAUUUAAUUUUAUACACACAGACUGGAUGAUUCAUUGUGCUGGAAAAUCUGGUACUUUAUGGUUCAGAGACUGGAAAUGGAGAAUUCGUUCUCCCGAAACCAAACCGCCGAGCUGCGCCCUCCUCCAACUCGUCUCUGUGUGUCGCCCUGCACCUGACGGCAGAACUUGAACCCACGGCACUGAAUAAUAAACCGUUGUAGCAGC
Molecule: messenger RNA, 4720 nt
Organism: Alligator mississippiensis (American alligator)
Lineage: Eukaryota; Metazoa; Chordata; Crocodylia; Alligatoridae
Gene: HS3ST4
Product: heparan sulfate-glucosamine 3-sulfotransferase 4
Exons: 2
Coding region: 242-1447 (401 amino acids)
Molecular function (GO): [heparan sulfate]-glucosamine 3-sulfotransferase activity
Source: RefSeq, a predicted model, not a curated record